CGCUUCAACUUGUUCUUUUUUUUCAUCGCAGGAUAAUUAAGCUUAGGAAUCGCUUUCCGGGAAGGCGUCUUGAAUCGUCGUAAGAAGUUGCCGAAUCGAAGCCUAACUAACCAGAGAACAUUGGGAUCAUGCGGCUGACGGAGAAAAGAUCGUGCAGCAUCAACAUCUUCUGGAUCCUCGCCGGACUCCUCAUUUCCUGCGUUGUUGUCGCCAGCGCUCUGGACUUGGACAAUUUCGACCGCAUGACGAGGAAUAGGAAACGUGCGGGAAGCAGCACAGAGCUUCCGGAAAACAAGACCAUUUUUCGCAUCUACAUUCGUCCGACGACAGGACUUCCGCGGGAAUUCUCGCGAGUGAUAAUCAUGUAG
This is a messenger RNA of Notodromas monacha, 368 nucleotides long. The record is from the annotation of a GenBank genome assembly. Lineage: Eukaryota; Metazoa; Arthropoda; Ostracoda; Podocopida; Cyprididae.